AUGGACGAUUUGGCUCUGAUGGAUACUAAGCCUGAUAGCGGAUGGUUUACUUGGGUAAAAAAUAGGAAAGAGGAGAGUUUGAUAAAGGAGAGACUUGAUAGAUUUCUCACAUCGGUGGCUGUGGUUGAAAAUUUCCCAUUUAUAGCUACCAAAGUGGUGAGACAAACCCAGUCUGAUCAUGACGCGAUUAUCUUAGACUUAUGGGGUCGAAAACUGAAAGAUUUUUGGAAAGACAAUAGAUUGUAUUUCAAGUUCGAUGUAUGUUGGGUCGGUGAUGAGGAAGCAAGAAAUGUUAUUGAAAGAGCUUGGAAUAGGAAGGGUACUGAUUACAGGGAUAAGAUUGAAAGGGUUAGGUCGGCCCUUGGUCCUUGGCAGUGUAAGAAAUAUGGAAAAAUAAAGAAUGAAAUACGGAAAUUGAAGAAACAGAUUGAGUUGGUCAUUGACUCGGCCAGCAGAGAGGAAAGUGGGAAGACAUUAAAGGAAACUCGCAGAAGGCUUGACUUUCUCUAUGUAAGGAAAGAAAGUUACUGGGCACAAAGGUCUCGGUCAAGAUGGCUUAGGGAGGGCGAUCGAAAUAUUAGGUAUUUCCAUGCUAAAGCCACUGGACGACUAAAGAAGAAUAAUAUUGAGAAGCUUAAAGAUGCGGAAGGAAAUUGGGUGACGAAUAAUAAGGGCAUAAGUAAAGUGGCUAAAGAUUUUUUUGUGAGAUUGUUUCAGUCAAAUGGUCAAAAUGCUAAUAUACAAGAGAUGGGGUAUAUGAAGGAAUGUGUGACGAAGGAAACAAAUGAAUGGCUUAAUAUGAUUUAUACGGAGAGAGGUUCUUCAGGCUAUUAA
Gossypium raimondii (Peruvian cotton) is the source of this 834-nucleotide messenger RNA. RefSeq lists its product as uncharacterized. The record is from RefSeq and is a predicted model, not a curated record. The transcript has a single exon. Lineage: Eukaryota; Viridiplantae; Streptophyta; Magnoliopsida; Malvales; Malvaceae. The coding region runs from base 1 to 834 and encodes 277 amino acids.